Asparagus officinalis (garden asparagus) is the source of this 2164-nucleotide messenger RNA. RefSeq lists its product as uncharacterized. The coding region runs from base 171 to 2030 and encodes 619 amino acids. NCBI's taxonomy places the organism in Eukaryota, Viridiplantae, Streptophyta, Magnoliopsida, Asparagales, Asparagaceae. The record is from RefSeq and is a predicted model, not a curated record. The transcript has a single exon.
CUCACCAACUCGCAUGGCGAUUGUCAUCAACCCCAAAUUCAAAGCCCAUUAAUUAAUUGCCUCGAAAUUCAAAAAAGCAAGAAAACCCUCGUCUUUUUCCAACGGAUCUCUGUCAUUUGAAUGAAUGAAUGAGAGAACAGAGAGAAACGAGAGAGAGAGAGUGAGCGGCCAUGAACAGAGCAACGAAGCUCGAGAGGAAAAGCUCGGAGAAUUCAUCGAAGAAGAAGAAACCGAGCCCAAGAAACCCACUGAAGGAUCUCAAUUCGACUUGUAUCAAUCCUCGGAUCUCUGGUGAAGCCCCAAGAGGAGGAUGUUUUAGCUUCUUUGGAUCGAAUUCGUCGUCGUCGUUGUCGAGGCCUCGAUUGACGACGCCGAGAUCAGCUCCCACCAAUUCCAGAACCCUAGCGUCAAGUAACCCUAAAUUGAAAGAAAACCCUGAGAUUCUGGGGUCGAAGGUGAAGCGAAACCGAGAUAAGCCCGGAUCGAAAGAUACGAUUUUGGGAAAUGGGUCUUCGUCUAAAGGUGAAAACCCUGAUCCUAGCCUUAGUUUUGAUGUAAAUUUGGAGAAAAAUGGAUGCUUGAAUUCUAACCCUCACAUAAGAUUUGAAGUUGAUCGGGAGAAAAAUAGUAGGUUUCUGAAUGAAAUGCCAUCGAGGUCUUGCUUAAAUUCGACUCCUGAGAAAAGUUUCUUAGGGUUCAGCCCAGAAUUAGAUUUGCAAACUAAGGAAAUAGAGCGGAAUUUAUCAAAUACACCAAAUUCAAAUACAACACCUCCAAUUCAAGCUUCGAUUUCGCCGGAAAUGGGUUGUGGAUCCAAUGUACUUCCGACUCCGGCAUGUUUUGCUGCCGGUCAUGUGAUCACCGGGGUUCAAGAUAGAAGAAAAUGCCGGCCAAGGGGAAUCCUUACUGUGGGCGGAAGUUGUGGGUUUUCUGAUGAGUCUAGGGUUUCCUCUGCAGUGCCUCCUGUUGCUGAUGCUUCGAUUCAAUGGCUUUCUUCGCCUCCGGGGAAUGUCAAUGGCAGCUCUAGUUUUAAAGCUGAUGAAGCUUCUGUCAACUGGUUUGUUCCUCCUAUUGGUGAUUUAGAGGAGCAGAGUGGUCCAAAGGUCACACCUUUCAGAAUUAGAGAUUCAUCUGAUCUUGCCUUUUGGAGGUUUUCACCUACUAUCCCCAGUACUUUAAGAUCACCUGAACUUGAUGGAAUACUAGGACUCAGCUCACCAGACUUUGAAACCACACCAUUAUCAGGCAAUGAGAUUCGGAGAACUCCAAGUUCUAAUAGCAGUAUUAGUCCUUUUUCAGCUAUAGUGCGAAGAGCAGCGCCACCGAAAUCAGGGUUUAGGGUUUCAAGACCCCAAGAAGAGAGAGGAGGAUAUCGAUAUGGUACUGCUUCAGAAGGUACACCGGCUUCUUGGGAUUCUUGGAUUGAGGUUAAUGGUACUUCUACACCAUCAUCUUAUUCAAAAUCAAGAAGAAACAGGAUAUUGUCUCCAUUUAAGUUGGAUUCUAUGGCAGAGGUUUUUGAAAGCGUGAAAUUAUCUCCCAAGAAAGAUGCCUGUGAUCUUAGUUUUCAGUUUGGAUGUCCUGGUACACCUUUAAAUUCUGUUGAUUUAGCUUGUUUCAAAAAGCCCUCAGGUGAAGAAACUUCUAAAGAUAAGGAUUUAUAUGGGUCUGAAUUGAGAAUAUCAUGGAGGGAUGGACUUGUAAGCAGGAUUUUUGAGAUGGGUGAGCUUGAUUAUUGCCAAUGUCUCUCAGAUAAUGAAGAAAAUGCCAGUUGUGUUGAAGGAGAGAACAAGCGUGACACAAAAAAUAAGAGCUUGGUGUUAGAGGAAGAAACUAAUAAACACAUACAAAGUGGUUCGGGGUCUUUUGAAUUCCCUUUUGGUGGAAUCGGCGUUCAGGAAAAUGAAGCGAAGGUUGGUCCUCCAGGAUCCAAUUUAUGUGCGGAGUCUUUUAGCACUGAUGGUGGUCUAAUUUCUUCUGGAGAUUCUGAUUGGACUCUUUUCUACAAGAACCACUUAUUUGAAGUAUGACAUGCUUUACUUAAACCCUUUGUUUUUUUCUGUUCUAAUUUUCAGAAUGUUUAAUAAGAAAUUCAGAAGUGUGAGCAUUUCUGAGACUUGUAUCUGUAACUUCUAGUGAUCUAUGAAUGAUUUUUUUUAAGAUC